AGAGUAUUUCAGAACACAGGCUAGCAUUUAGUCAUUGUGCAUGGAAGCUGCACUCAAACUUGUCUGUUGAAGUCCGCUCUAACUUUUUGACAACAGGGAUACAAUAUUUUUUUUCUCCCCUAAAGAUCCGAGGACCGCGAGUAACCUACAUUUUUAUACUCGCAGAAACUGUGCGUCGUGACCACAGGAUACUUUUACGCACAGUUGGCUAAACUCACAAGGACGAUGCCUCGGUCUUUCUUGGUCAAAAAGUACUUCGCUAAACAAAAGCCAAACUACAGUGAACUUGAAUGUCAGAAUGACACCUCACUGGAGAGGUUCCCUCUUGCUGAGCUCCAGUCAGGAUAUAACUCUGCCACCUGCUUCACAACAGGUCUGGUGUGGGAUCUGAGUGUCCUGCCUACCCUCUACUUGCCCACUUCCCAAACAGACCCAGCUACCGCUCCGGGCCCCCUGGACCUCAGCUCCCCGUCCAGCCUCAGCAGCAGCGCCAGCAGUUGCGGAGAGGAGGAUGAAGGACGCACAUCAGACCCCCCUAGUCCUGAACCCGUACACACAUAUGCCCCUCGCCAGCGGAUGAAAUGCACCGGGGUUAUGGCUCAUAUUAGCCCCCCUGAGGAAGAAGAAGAGAGAGAGACCCCAGUCACUGCAGCAAGGCCAGCCUUCCUCUGCAAACACUGCCCAAAAGAGUACACCAGCCUCGGGGCUCUGAAGAUGCACAUCCGCUCACACACCCUCCCCUGUGUGUGUACCACCUGUGGAAAGGCUUUUUCCCGGCCUUGGCUGCUGCGUGGCCACAUCCGCACACACACAGGUGAGCGUCCAUUCUCUUGCCCUCACUGCAACCGGGCCUUCGCUGAUCGCUCCAACCUGCGGGCCCAUUUGCAGACACAUGCCGAGGUGAAGAAGUACCAGUGUGGCAUCUGCUCACGCACCUUCAGCCGCAUGUCGUUGCUACAGAAGCACAGCUCCUCAGGGUGCUGCUCCACCACGGUGUGAAACACCACAGGAACGGACAAAGGGUAUCCACUCAAAGCUCAGGGCGGUGGUGGGCUAGUGGCCCAGGAGAUGGUGCCUACAAAAGCCCAGCUGGCCUGAAGAUGAUCUGUAAGGCCACAAAGAGCAAAUGGCUCUUUUUAAGAGACCUGGAAGGAAUCAAGCCUUAUUAUUGGAUCUGAAAUUACAAGCCUUUUAGCGUAUCUGCUUUGUGAUACAACAACUGAGGAGCAGAAUUCAUUCUUCCUAUCUAGAUAGAGGUCAUGAGGCUGGACCAAAGCUGAACAGAGCAAUGCAAACACUCACUUGAUAUCAGCCCCUUUGCUGCCGUUGUGCCCAUUCCAAAGAAAAAAUAUGUAGUGACCUCAUAGGGGUAAGAGGUGUUCUUUCCUGUCUCCGUCCUGGUGCCGGCUAGCUCAGGAUCAUGGCCUAGACACAGCUGCUGAGAGGUAGGGGUGCGUGGGUGGAAUAAAUCUCUCAGCAUGCCUUAAAACACACACACACACACACACACACACACACACACACACACACACACACUCAGUCACACACACGCACAAAAGCAAAUGCACACACA
Messenger RNA from Labrus mixtus (cuckoo wrasse), 1573 nucleotides. RefSeq names its product snail family zinc finger 1a (gene snai1a). Gene Ontology annotation, molecular function: DNA-binding transcription factor activity, RNA polymerase II-specific; RNA polymerase II cis-regulatory region sequence-specific DNA binding. The record is from RefSeq and is a predicted model, not a curated record. The transcript is spliced from 3 exons. NCBI's taxonomy places the organism in Eukaryota, Metazoa, Chordata, Actinopteri, Labriformes, Labridae. Bases 226 to 999 code for a protein of 257 amino acids. Gene Ontology annotation, biological process: regulation of DNA-templated transcription.